Messenger RNA from Penaeus monodon (black tiger shrimp), 369 nucleotides. RefSeq lists its product as uncharacterized. The record is from RefSeq and is a predicted model, not a curated record. Lineage: Eukaryota; Metazoa; Arthropoda; Malacostraca; Decapoda; Penaeidae.
AGGCCUGGAAUAGUCUAAAUGGUUCGAGAACUAAAAGAACUCGAGGUGGCAACACUCCUGUAGGAGCCACGGCGUGGCGAAGUUUUGCCCUCCCCACGCGUGGAAAACUAUGAGGGGGGGACUAUUGCAUUACGAGGAGUUCCCUUGCAUCUCCAGACAGAAUGCAGGACCUGGACUUCGGUCGCUGGCACUUCGCCGAAGCCCAGGGCAAGCCAUUUAUCCCGCGAGUGAGGAGGAUGCCCGCACAUGGUGUUGCCACAAGCGGCUACCGUUUUUAUAUUUGUAUUUUUCUUUUAAAUAAACUCAUGUAUUUGUAUUUCGGCACAAGUCACUUUUAAACAAUAACAAUAAGAAAGUCAUUGGGUCGAA